UGCGAGGCUGCUGGGUGAGAAUCGAUACCGAACGCGACUGCGCUGUGGAAAUUACGUCCGAAGUUAUUCGAUAAUUUGACUGCAGAUAGUUGCACUGCACUUUGCAGGCACAAUGCAACAGCUGUUAAUGAGCGAUCAUUAAUAAUAAUUCAAGGACCUGGGGAAGCGGUGAAAUUUUCUGUACUAACAAUGAGUUUAUGGUCGUUAGCAAUUAAUUGCUGGCGAUUUGAAUGAUUGGGAUGAUUAUUCGGUUGCUGGGGUGAAAUGGAGACGCCUAUUGAAAAUUACCCGAUUCCUAAUUACAUAAAUAAGACUUUUAACCAUUUUUCCGAAGGCAACUAUUGUACAUUCACCCCGAUAAUAAUUAAAUGACUUUCAACAACGCGUUGACCGCGUUCGAUAGUCGUUCUGUGGUCUUGGAAAGCCCUUCAGCGGUUUUAAUUUAAUUCUUCUAAACAAAAAUGCAUGGAAAAUGGAAUUUUUGGAUUUGGUUCAUUCCAGUGGCUUAUCAAGACCGAAAAUUCAAAGCUCCGAAAUGUUUUGUUCAUGUAAAAAUUGAAAACACAAAGGCGAUUGGCGCGUUCACUCCAGCGCAAUCUACUGGCUUCCAGGAAACACGUUUUUUACCUGUGACCAUGAGAGUUACACCUCUGAUGGCUCGUAGAAACGCAGCAACCUGAUCAACCUCCACCAACCAACUAGAGAGAGAAGGUAAAACCGAGUGGGGAUACAAUACGAGGAAAGGGAAUGGCGUCCCUCGUCGGGCCCCAAGCGGAACAUCGCUGGAGUCUCUGGAAGUUUGCGACUGUACGCGAGUCCGCGCGGUACGAGCCCCAUUCCCCUUGACUUUUUCAUUCAUCUAACAAUUUACCCUGAUGCCCCCAGGAAUAAAAAAUCCCUCAACCCCCCACCUUCUCACCGCAGCAUUAAAUUCAAACAAAUCCGCGAAGUUUUUCACCCGCAUAAGUGUCAAAUCCCAGUGAAAUUUCUCCUCCUCGUGGCCAAUUAAUCCAAAAUACGAGAUUACCGUUGACGUUUCUUGUGUCAGUGUUUAUUUCUUCCUCUCACACUCGAGUGUUCACCUCUCACUCAACCCCCCGAGUCCCCCCCAGUGCCCAAUGACAGGUGCAACAUGAAACAAAAGUUCAAUCACAGCAACGGAAAUUCAAGGAUUAUUACUCCAAUUCACGACACAUGAGAGGAUUAUUCACACUGAGGAGAUGAAGAGGUGGAUUGAGACCUCGGGCUAUGAGCACUGAAAAUGGAGACGACUCCUUGAUAAAUCAAUAAUGCUGUCGCUAAUCGGUAAAUCGGGGCGAGGGAGUAAUAACAAUGAGCUAAGAUUAACGAAGUAGAACCGAUAAACAAUUGAAGCUAUUAGUACUGGAUGCUGUGGCCUGUGCUGGGUGAUGUUGGGCUAAGGCCCGCAUCGCCACAGGACCCACCGCCUCCACCUCAGGCCCCGUUCAAAGGGAAAUUCGGUCCACUACUCUUCUGCGCCCCCUGCAAACCCUCUACCAAGAAGAAUCAGAGUACCACCCAGUGGUACGUUCAGCAGCCCACGUGGCGUUUAUGGGGCGAGGAAAGGUGUGACGGUGUUAUCUACACUGUGUACCUGAAGAAAGUUCGAUAUCACCGGCCAACAAGGAGUUUAUCCACUUCGGACUCUGACGAUGAAAUAUCUCACCUAGAGUGGGAGACAGUUCGCGUGCGUUUCCUGAAAGCGGGAACAGUCCAAAAAUUGGUAGAAAGUCUAGCGAAUGACGAUGGCGAAUUGGAAUCAACGUACAUCAAUGUCUUCCUGGCGACGUACCGAGCAUUUACGACGCCCCGGGAGGUUCUCGAGCUCCUGCUCUCGAGGUACGAUGCACUUGAUGAUAAUUCCCCAGCGCAGAGCGGUGAACAGCAUCGGAAAACCCUGGUUCAGGCCCUCCACGUAUGGCUGGACGCGUAUCCAGGUGACUGGAAGUCAGCGCCGAGUCAUCCGUUACUCGCCAGACUUUUGGACUUUACGCAUCGACGAUUACCUGGGUCUGAGCUUGAACUUAAGGCCCGACAUCGACUCCACAGGUUCCAAUGUGAGGAUGAAAUCGACAAUUGUAUCUACGACAAUGGAAGACUGGCCCUCCACAAUUCUACGGACUCCCAUACAGACCACUGGUCAAAUUACAAAUUCCCGGAAGUUCCCCAUCGUCACUUUGCCGAACAGCUGACCCGCAUGGACGCGGAAGUCUUCAAAAAGCUCGUCGCCCACCAAUGUUUAGGGGCUGUGUGGUCUCGACGUGACAGAUCACGUAGUCACGACGCAGCAACAGUUUUAGCAACUGUAAAUCAAUUCAACGCCGUAUCACUGAGGGUCAUCUCCACAAUUCUCGUGGAGCCAACGACAAAAUCCCAGGAACGUGCCAGAAUACUCGAAACGUGGAUUGACAUUGCCCAGGAGUUGAGGAUAUUAAAAAAUUUUAGCAGUCUCAAGGCUAUUGUCUCGGGCUUACAGAGUAAUCCAGUUUACAGGCUUGAGAAGUGCUGGCAAUGCAUGCCCAGGGAGAAGCACGAGUUGUUUAUGGAACUGGAGCGAAUAUUUUCGGAGGAAAAUAACGCCUGGACGCAGAGGGAGCUUCUUAUCAAAGAGGGCACAGCUAAAUUUGCUGACACAGCUGGCAGAAGUGAUAGACAUCUUCAGAAAUUAUUUCAAAAGCAGAAUACUCAUGCGGGGAAUAUCAGUUAUGGGACAAUUCCAUACCUCGGUACCUUCCUCACCGACCUGACGAUGAUAGACACAGCAAUUCCGGAUACAGUGGCUGAGGGUCUGAUAAAUUUCGACAAGCGUCGAAAAGAAUUCGAAGUCCUCGCCCGAAUUCGUCUUCUUCAGGGUGCAGCUAACGCCUACCACUUCACCUCGGAUCCCCUCUUCGAUUGUUGGUUCCACUCGAUAGUGGUUCUGGAUGAUAGGGAAGCUUACAAACUCAGUUGUCAAAUAGAGCCCCCACCCCCCGGGAAUACUCUGAAUCGGAAGAAAAAAUCCAAUGGUCAGGGUCAUCGAAAAAACGACUCCCUGGCAUCGACCUCGAGCUCCAGUAGUUCACAGUUCUACUGCGACCUCGAUUCCCUUCCCAGUUCACCCCACAAUUCCCUAGACAGACGGACAUCGCCCUCACAAUUGUCCUCAUCAUCCUCCAACUCGUCGUUACCCUCGUUGGACGUCUCUCUGGGCUCUGGAGGGGGCAGUAACACUUCGAGAUUAGCUCCACCAGUUGCAAUAGCAACAAAUGGAACCAGCACACCCAAUUUAGCCGGUCUCUCCAGUCCCAGUCACUCACACAAAAAUUCACCUGAUUUUUACAUAAUCAAAGUAACUAUGGAGAGCGACAGUGUUGAGACUGAGGGCGUUGUCCUGUACAAAUCCAUCAUGCUGUCUAAUAAUGAACGUACACCACAAGUCAUUAGAAAUGCUAUGCUUAAGCUCUGUAUCGAGGGCAGUCCAGACCAAUAUACACUUGCUCAGGUAUUGCCUGAUAGGGAGAUGGUAUUACCCAGCUCAGCUAAUGUCUAUUAUGCUGUUAAUACUGCUCAUAAUCUUAAUUUCAUACUGAGACCCAGACGUGACCUCAAUGAAUCCACUGCCGAAAGCCCCAAGGGGAAAGUUAAUGGUAAAAGAUUGACGUGAAAUUGGAAUUGGAGAGUUGAUAAGUUUGAAAAUUAUGGAGAAGGUUUUGUAAUUAAGUGAUGAAACUUGAGGGAAGACUUUGGUGAAAUUGAAAAGCUCCGGAUUUUUUAAAUCCUGAAUUCGAGGGUUACAAUGUACAAUUUUACAAGUCCUGGGUCUGAAGACAAAGGGAGAGUGGCUCUGGUAACGUCAAAUAAUUAAUGAGAUGUUUAAAUUAUUCUUCUAGACAAGAAAAAUGAUUUUUAUGGUGAGGACAAACACUUUUUGCUAUUGUGAUUUUCACGUAGGAUUUUGAGAACUACACGAUAAUACGUUCUGAUAAUUCUUUCUAAAUCUACUGAUUUCCAAAAUAUUGGGAGAACUUUCUUUUUCUCAUCGUAAAAACCAAUUUUCUUGCAAUUUUCUGUAUUACUCUGUUCGAUUGAAACUUUGACGUUGAUCAAAUGCUGAUAUUUAUCUAACAUGACAAUUAAAAAUCCAUUUAUAUGAACAUGCAAAAAAGUACAACAACUUCAUAAAUUAAAAACGAGGGGAACUCGUAGGAACUCGUUUUAAAGAUUUUAGACUAAGUAGAAUUCAUCAUAUCCGGUUUUUACAUGUGUAUACGGACUAGAAUAUAUGAACUAAGUGGACCAGUGAGGUGUAUGUGGUAUUUUAGUUGUAAAUAAUAAUCCGGCAGCGAGUGUUUUUAAUUCUAUCAUUAGUUAUCGUUAAAUUCUAUGGAGAAAUUUUGCAAUAUUUUUUAUGUAUCUUUGUUUUUUCUUCGAUAUCUUGUUCCAUCGAGUUUAUUAACACUCGAGACGCAUUCUGUGAUACUGGAAUCUCUAAAGUGAAUUUUCGGCCUCAAUUGUCGCACUCAAGGGCUUAACGUGAACUAAAUCAGUGGAAACGUGGUGAAACGAUUUAAGUGAAAUUAAUUGCUCCGACCUUUGCCGUCAAAAUUUAUAAUUCUUGGGGAACUUAUCCAAGUGAUAGAAACAUUAUUUAUUCAUCAAGCCAAAAUUAUCUUCCCAAUAAUGAAGACCUCAUGAUAUUUCCUCUUGAAUGUCAUAUUCAACUGAAAUCGUUUUGCCUCCUCUCUCCUAAAAAAUUCUAGAUAUAUUAUUUUGUACUUAUCGAACCUGUCAACGAUUAUGUUACUUCCUUAUCGUAGAACCCACGUACUAUGCAAUGAGAAACAAUACAAUGAGAGUUGAGAGAAA
Molecule: messenger RNA, 4869 nt
Organism: Diachasmimorpha longicaudata
Lineage: Eukaryota; Metazoa; Arthropoda; Insecta; Hymenoptera; Braconidae
Gene: Rgl
Product: ral guanine nucleotide dissociation stimulator
Exons: 6
Coding region: 1388-3667 (759 amino acids)
Biological process (GO): positive regulation of GTPase activity; Ras protein signal transduction
Cellular component (GO): plasma membrane
Molecular function (GO): guanyl-nucleotide exchange factor activity
Source: RefSeq, a predicted model, not a curated record